This is a messenger RNA of Prionailurus viverrinus (fishing cat), 1452 nucleotides long. It is a transcript of the gene MMP20, whose product is annotated as matrix metallopeptidase 20. The record is from RefSeq and is a predicted model, not a curated record. The transcript has 10 exons. Gene Ontology annotation, biological process: proteolysis; collagen catabolic process; amelogenesis. Gene Ontology annotation, cellular component: extracellular matrix. Gene Ontology annotation, molecular function: metalloendopeptidase activity; zinc ion binding. Lineage: Eukaryota; Metazoa; Chordata; Mammalia; Carnivora; Felidae. The coding region runs from base 1 to 1452 and encodes 483 amino acids.
AUGAAGGUGCUCCCCGCGUCUGGCCUUGCUGUGCUCCUCGUCACGGCUCUGAAGUUCUCCACCGCAGCCCCCUCCCCACCUGCAGCCACCCCCAGGACCUCAAGAAACAACUACCACCUGGCACAGGCCUAUCUUGACAAGUAUUACACCAGGAAGGGAGGCCACCAGCUCGGUGAGAUGGCCGCGCGAGGAGCCAGUUCCCUGGUCAAGAAGAUCAAGGAGCUGCAAGCCUUCUUCGGCCUCCGAGUCACGGGCAAGUUGGACCGGUCCACGAUGGACGUGAUCAAGAGGCCCCGCUGCGGAGUUCCCGACGUGGCAAACUACCGCCUCUUCCCAGGUGAACCCAAGUGGAAAAAAAAUACUUUGACCUACAGGAUAUCCAAGUACACACCAUCCAUGGCGGCCGCUGACGUGGACAAGGCAGUGGAGAUGGCCUUGCAGGCCUGGGGCAGCGCUGUCCCCCUAACCUUCGUCAGGGUGACUUCGGGAGAAGCGGACAUCAUGAUAUCUUUCGAAAGCGGAGACCACGGGGACUCCUAUCCGUUCGAUGGGCCUCGAGGGACCCUAGCCCAUGCAUUUGCACCUGGAGAAGGUCUGGGAGGGGACACGCAUUUCGACAAUGCCGAGAAGUGGACUAUGGGAAUGAAUGGUUUCAACUUAUUCACCGUAGCUGCUCACGAAUUUGGCCAUGCACUGGGCCUGGCGCAUUCCACAGACCCAUCGGCACUGAUGUACCCGACCUAUAAGUACCAGCAUCCCUACGGAUUCCACCUGCCCAAGGACGAUGUGAAAGGGAUCCAGGCACUGUACGGACCCCGGAAAACAUUCCCGGGAAAGCCCACCGUGCCGCACGCCCCACCUCAAAGUCCAUCCACCCCCGACCUCUGUGACUCCAGCUCGUCCUUUGAUGCCGUGACGAUGCUUGGGAAGGAGCUCCUGUUCUUCAGGGACCGGAUUUUCUGGCGUCGUCAGGUGCACAUGAUGGCAGGGAUCCGGCCCAGCACCAUUACCAGCUCCUUCCCCCAGCUUAUGUCCAACGUGGACGCAGCUUACGAAGUGGCCGAGAGGGGCACCGCCUACUUCUUCAAAGGCCCCCACUACUGGGUAACAAGAGGGUUCCAGAUGCAAGGUCCUCCUCGCACUAUUUAUGACUUUGGCUUCCCAAGGUAUGUACAGCGAAUAGAUGCUGCCGUCUACCUCAAGGAUGUGCAGAAGACCCUUUUCUUUGUCGGAGACGAAUACUACAGCUAUGACGAACGAAAAGGGAAAAUGGAAAAAGACUACCCAAAGAAUACUGAAGAGGAAUUUUCAGGAGUUAAUGGCCAGAUAGAUGCUGCUGUGGAAUUAAAUGGCUACAUUUACUUCUUUUCAGGACCCAAAGCGUACAAGUAUGACACAGAGAAGGAAGAUGUGGUCAGUGUGCUGAAAUCUAGCUCCUGGAUUGGCUGCUAG